Haliaeetus leucocephalus (bald eagle) is the source of this 2088-nucleotide messenger RNA. RefSeq names its product nuclear receptor subfamily 5, group A, member 2 (gene NR5A2). The transcript is spliced from 8 exons. Lineage: Eukaryota; Metazoa; Chordata; Aves; Accipitriformes; Accipitridae. Gene Ontology annotation, cellular component: RNA polymerase II transcription regulator complex. Gene Ontology annotation, biological process: tissue development; hormone-mediated signaling pathway; regulation of transcription by RNA polymerase II. Bases 1 to 1626 code for a protein of 541 amino acids. The record is from RefSeq and is a predicted model, not a curated record. Gene Ontology annotation, molecular function: RNA polymerase II cis-regulatory region sequence-specific DNA binding; zinc ion binding; nuclear receptor activity.
AUGUCUUCUGGUUCCCACACAGCCAUCAUACAGGAAUCUAUAAAACAUGGACUUACAUCAGUUGGUGCUGGUGUCGCGGACGGACACGGAGCCCCCAGCCCGGCCCGCAGCCGCCUUGUCAUGCUGCCCAAAGUGGAGACGGAGGCCCUGGGACUCGCCCGGUCGAAUGGGGAACAGGGGCAGAUGCCGGAAAACAUGCAAGUGUCUCAGUUUAAAAUGGUGAAUUACUCUUAUGAUGAAGACCUGGAGGAACUGUGUCCAGUCUGUGGAGAUAAGGUGUCUGGGUACCAUUAUGGACUUCUCACUUGUGAAAGCUGCAAGGGAUUCUUUAAGCGAACAGUCCAGAAUAACAAAAGGUACACAUGUAUAGAAAAUCAGAAUUGCCAGAUUGACAAAACACAGAGAAAACGAUGCCCUUACUGUCGAUUUCAAAAAUGUCUAAGUGUUGGAAUGAAAUUGGAAGCUGUGCGAGCUGACCGAAUGCGUGGUGGCCGAAACAAGUUUGGGCCAAUGUACAAGAGAGACAGGGCAUUGAAGCAGCAGAAGAAAGCUCUUAUCAGAGCAAAUGGACUUAAACUGGAAGCCAUGACUCAGGUGAUCCAAGCAAUGCCGACUGAUCUGACAAUAUCUUCUGCAAUCCAGAACAUCCAUUCUGCCUCCAAAGGCCUACCUCUGAACCAUACUGCCUUGCCUCCUACAGACUAUGACAGAAGUCCCUUUGUAACUUCUCCAAUUAGUAUGACAAUGCCACCCCAUGGCAGUUUGCAAGGUUACCAAACCUAUGGCCAUUUUCCAAGCCGUGCUAUCAAGUCUGAGUACCCUGACCCUUACACUAGUUCACCAGAAUCAAUAAUGGGCUACUCAUACAUGGAUAGUUAUCAAACAAGCUCACCAGCAAGUAUUCCACAUCUGAUAUUGGAACUCCUGAAAUGUGAGCCAGAUGAGCCGCAAGUCCAAGCUAAGAUCAUGGCAUAUCUGCAGCAAGAGCAAGCAAACAGAAGCAAACAUGAGAAGCUCAACACAUUUGGGCUUAUGUGUAAAAUGGCUGACCAAACCCUCUUCUCCAUUGUUGAAUGGGCUAGGAGUAGCAUCUUUUUUAGAGAACUUAAGGUUGAUGACCAAAUGAAGUUGCUUCAGAACUGCUGGAGUGAGCUCUUAAUUCUAGAUCACAUUUACCGGCAAGUGGUACAUGGGAAAGAAGGCUCCAUCCUUCUGGUUACUGGGCAACAAGUGGAUUAUUCCAUAAUAGCAUCCCAAGCUGGAGCCACCCUCAACAAUCUUAUGAGCCAUGCACAAGAACUAGUAGCAAAGCUUCGUUCCCUGCAGUUUGAUCUACGAGAAUUUGUAUGCCUCAAAUUCCUGGUGCUGUUUAGUUUAGAUGUCAAAAAUCUUGAGAACUUCCAGCUUGUGGAAGGUGUUCAGGAACAAGUGAAUGCUGCUCUGCUGGACUACACAAUGUGUAAUUACCCACAGCAAACAGACAAAUUUGGGCAGCUUCUCCUGCGACUACCAGAAAUCCGGGCCAUCAGUAUGCAGGCUGAAGAAUACCUCUAUUACAAACACCUGAACGGGGAUGUGCCAUGUAAUAACCUUCUCAUUGAAAUGCUGCAUGCAAAGAGAGCAUAAAUUAUACCCAUUAGAGCUUCUGCUUUCAAGGAAAAAAAAAAUAUUCUGAACUGCUCCAAGCAACACUAAUUAAAAUGUGGUUUUAAGACUUUGCAAAAUGGUAUAAUAAUCAAAUACUAAUAGUAAAUAACUGAUGUAUCAGGGUAUUUGUAUUGCAAACUGUGAAUCAUAUGCUACACAUCCCCAAAGGAAUCUAUAUAGGACUUUAUACUGGAGUGAAGUGAGUUUACCCAGUGGAUACUAUCACCAAUGUCACCAUGAAAGAGGACAGAAUUAUUCUUGUAUAUUUAACUCUGCUGAUUGCGAAUAUGAAGAAACUUGGGAGAAAAAACCUGAUCCGUAUUAUCAAGCUAAGACAGUGAGGAAUUUGAGUGCGCUAAAUUCCUUCACUGCAUAGCAGGACUUCAAAACCAGUUCUAAUAGAUGCAAAACUGCAUCUAUAGCAUCUUCUGUCAUCCUUAC